GGCGCCUGCGCAGUGGGCCGGCCUUGGGGGGCGGGAAGCGCUUCGGGGCAGUGGAGCCCAUGUCGGCCCUGAGGCGCACGGGCUACGGCCCCAGUGACGGUCCGCCUUAUGGCCGCUACUACGGGCCUGGGGGUGGAGAUGUGCCCGUGCACCCACCUCCGCCCUUAUAUCCCCCUCGCUCUGAACCUCCCCAGCCUCCCAUUUCCUGGCGGGUGCGCGGGGGCGGCCCGACUGAGACCACCUGGCAGGUAGAAGUCGGAGGAGGCGAUGGCUACUAUCCCUCUGGGGGCGCCUGGCCGGAGCCGGGUCGAACUGCAGGAAGCCCCCAGGAGCAGCCACCAUACUCCAGCUACAAUUCUAGCUAUUGGAAUUCUCCUGCCCGAACUACAGCUCCUUACCCAAGUACAUAUCCCGUAAGACCGGAAUUGCAAGGCCAGAGUUUAAAUUCUUACACAAAUGGAGCAUAUGGUCCACCAUACCCCCCGGGCCCUGGGGCAAAUACUGCCUCGUACCCUGGGGCUUAUUAUGCACCUGGAUAUACUCAGACCAAUUACUCCACGGAAGUUCCAAGCAGCUAUCAUUCACCUGGCAACAGCCCAACCCCAGUCUCUCGUUGGAUGUAUCCGCAGCAGGACUGUCAGACUGAAGUGCCCCCUCUUAGGGGACAGGUUCCAGGAUAUCCUGCUUCACAGAACUCUGGAAUGACCCUGCCCCAUUAUUCUUAUGGGGAUGGUAAUCGUAGUGUACCACAAUCAGGACCGAGUGUACGACCACAAGAGGAUGUGUGGGCUUCUCCUGGUGCUUAUGGAAUGGGAGCCCGCUACCCCUGGCCUUCAGCUACGCCCUCAGCACCACCUGGAAAUCUCUACAUGACUGAAAGUACUUCAUCAUGGCCUAGCAGUGGCUCUCCUCAGCCACCUCCUUCACCACCACCCCACCAAUCCAAGGCUUCUUCAUACCCCUAUAGCCAAACAGAUCAAGGCGUGAACCGGCACAACUUUCCUUGCAGUAUCCAGCAGUAUGAAUCCUCGGGGACAAUGAACAAUGGUAAUUCAGGUCUUGUGGAUCCCCAAGUCCAGUAUAGCGCUGAGCCUCAGCUGUGUGAUAAUGUCACCCAUGAAGAUCCCAGCCAUCAGGAUCCAAGCAGUAGUCAUCCUGAAGAGCGUUUAUCUUCAGAUGAAGAGAGAGAAAUGUCAUCAGUGGAAUCACAGCAGGAACAAUUGUCCCAGUCAGAUCCAUCUCCGUCACCAAACUCAUGCAGUUCCUUUGAGCUAAUAGACAUGGAUGCUGCCAGUUUGUAUGAGCCGGUUUCUCCUCAUUGGUUUUACUGUAAGAUAAUAGAUUCUAAGGAGACAUGGAUUCCUUUCAACUCUCAGGAUUCGCAACAACUGGAAGAGGCAUAUGGCUCUGGAAAAGACUGUAAUGGGAGAGUUGUCCCCACUGAUGGGGGCAGGUAUGAUGUUCAUUUGGGGGAGAGGAUGCGGUAUGCUGUCUACUGGGAUGAGCUAGCGUCAGAAGUAAGACGGUGUACCUGGUUUUAUAAAGGAGACAAAGACAAUAAAUACGUUCCCUACUCGGAAAGCUUCAGCCAAGUGUUAGAGGAAACUUACAUGCUUGCUGUAACUCUGGAUGAAUGGAAAAAGAAACUGGAGUCUCCCAACAGAGAAAUCAUUAUUUUACACAAUCCAAAGCUCAUGGUGCAUUACCAGCCAGUCGCAGGGUCUGAUGAAUGGGGUUCGACACCCACUGAGCAGGGUCGACCAAGAACAGUGAAGAGAGGGGUUGAGAACAUCUCUGUUGACAUUCACUGUGGGGAGCCUUUGCAAAUAGAUCACUUGGUUUUUGUAGUCCAUGGGAUUGGACCAGCUUGUGAUCUCCGCUUUCGAAGCAUUGUACAGUGUGUUAAUGAUUUUCGCAGUGUCUCCUUGAACCUGCUGCAGACCCAUUUUAAGAAAGCCCAGGAAAAUCAGCAGAUUGGAAGGGUAGAAUUUCUUCCAGUCAACUGGCACAGUCCUUUGCAUUCUACUGGUGUGGAUGUAGAUCUGCAGCGAAUAACCCUGCCCAGCAUUAAUCGGCUCAGACACUUCACCAAUGACACAAUCUUGGAUGUCUUCUUCUACAAUAGCCCCACCUACUGUCAGACUAUUGUGGACACAGUUGCUUCUGAAAUGAACAGAAUAUACACACUUUUUCUGCAGAGGAACCCUGAUUUCAAAGGGGGUGUAUCCAUUGCUGGUCAUAGUUUAGGUUCGCUUAUAUUGUUUGAUAUCCUAACAAAUCAGAAAGAUUCUUUGGGGGAUAUUGACAGUGAAAAGGCAUCACCAAAUAUUGAUAUGGAUCAAGGAGACACACCAACACUGGAGGAAGACUUGAAGAAACUUCAGCUUUCAGAGUUCUUUAGUAUCUUUGAGAAGGAGAGAGUAGAUAAAGAAGCGCUGGCUUUAUGUACAGACAAAGAUCUUCAGGAAAUGGGAAUCCCUUUGGGACCAAGAAAGAAGAUAUUAAACUAUUUUAGUGUAAGAAAAACUUCAAUGGGCAUGAAUAGACCAACCCUGCAAUCAGUUUCAGGGAGGAGUACGUCUAAUAUCCCCAAAGAAUCUGAGUUCUGCAGUAAUACUGAUGAUACUAGAAAUCAUACCUUUCUGGAUGUUGGCAUCGGGCAGGUAUUUGUAAAGUACCCCCGGCUCAUCUAUAAACCAGAAAUAUUCUUUGCCUUUGGAUCGCCCAUUGGGAUGUUCCUUACUGUCCGAGGACUAAAAAGAAUUGAUCCAAACUACAGAUUUCCAACGUGCAAAGGUUUCUUCAAUAUUUAUCACCCUUUUGAUCCUGUGGCCUAUAGGAUUGAACCAAUGGUGGUCCCAGGAGUGGAAUUUGAGCCAAUGCUGAUCCCACAUCAUAAAGGCAGGAAGCGGAUGCACUUAGAACUGAGAGAGGGCUUGACCCGGAUGAGUAUGGACCUGAAGAACAACCUGCUAGGUUCCCUGCGGAUGGCCUGGAAGUCUUUCACAAGAGCUCCACACCCUGCCUUACAAGCUUCAGAAACUGCAGAAGAAACUGAAGCCGAGCUGGAAUCAAGUUCCGAGAAGGCCAGUGAUGUUAACACAGAGGAGACUUCUGACGCAGUUAAAGAAGAAGUUCCACCCAUCAAUGUGGGAAUGCUGAACGGAGGCCAACGCAUUGACUAUGUGCUACAGGAGAAACCCAUUGAGAGUUUUAAUGAAUAUUUAUUUGCUUUACAAAGCCAUCUGUGCUACUGGGAGUCUGAAGAUACAGUAUUGCUGGUCCUCAAAGAAAUCUACCAAACCCAGGGCAUCUCCCUUGAUCAGCCUUUACAGUAGACAUGACCCAUCUGUGGCUGCUUAAUGUAAGUUUUUAAUCGUCACGUAUCCGGGAUAGUCCUCAACAUUCCUGACAUGUUACAAGAAACUACGGAACCGCAAGCUCGCUACAAAUACACUUUUCUGUUGUCUGUCACCAGCAUCUAGGUUACUGUUCAUUUUCAGAAGGACUCUGGUUCAGAUGCAUGGGGAAAAGCACAGUAGCUCACUCAGGGGAAGACUGGUGUAUGUUGGGUUAGUGAUUUCAUCCCAUAACACCUGUUGUUUUCAGGAUCUUAAGAGUUGUGAUCAUCUAAGAGUUUCCGUGAUAACAGUUAUAAUUUAAAUCACAAACAGCCCAUCCAGCAUUUUAAACUGUUCAGCCUUUACAUGUGUAACGAGAGUCUGCGUGCUAGCCUGUGGCAUUCUCUCUGCCUGCCUUCCAUUGUGACCGCAUGCCGACCUCUUUUCCCCCUCUCUUCCCCAGCCGGACACUGAGGGAGGCUUCCCCAGAAAACCCACCUGUUGGCUGCUACGGUUUUCCUCUCCUCAGCUGCAUCCAUGUCCUGCAUGUUGCCUGCCACUUACCCACAACUGGGGUCUUUGGAAGAUAAUCUUCCUUUUAGGAAUGAGAGGAGAAGCAAAGGGAAGGCCCGGUUACUGAUUUCGUUUAAAGAACUUGCCAUUCUUCAUGGCUGGGGGUGGUUCGCAUCUUUAACGCUUUAAUGAUAGUGUAUAGGUGCCACAGUUCGAUGCUUUCUUACUUGAGAUGGUAUAAAGUCGGUUUUGGGUUUGAUUUAUUUUUGGUCAGGUAGACAUUUUUCUAGGAAAUGAUUGCUUAUCUUUAGAAAAGCUUGCAGCUUGGAAAGCAAAUUCUUGAGAUUCUGAAGGCAUUUGGGGAUACACUCCUGUCUUGUUGUCUGCACUUGAAGACUAAGUCUACGUGGGGAUAAAAAAGGUUUUGUCAGGCAGGCAGUUUCUUUUUGAACCAACUUUUCUUUCCUACAUGUACUGGAUGAAGAAUGAUGAGAAUGUGGCUUUGAAAGGCUAUUGUUUCCUCUCUACAGACACCUGACAGGCUGAUUAUUGCCAGGAAUCAUGGAUGCUGUGCGUUGUUUUUACGCUGUUUGAGCUGCUGUAAGAGUGUAAAGUGGAUGAUUUAGAUCCCACUAGAUACAUCUUCAUAGAGCAUAAAUGUUACAUAGCCUAGGCCUGCCCUUUUAUAUCAUACUUCAAAUUUGGAGACUGAAGAUGAAGUUUGACUUAGUUAUUUGAUAAGAGCUUCUAUUCUUAUGUUUAGGGUAAAGUUGUAAGAGCUGACAAAUCUGAAGUAGCAUAGCUUUGACUGGCAGUUAGGUUGUAAAUAAAAUCUUCUAGUGGUACCUUUAUGGUGAAACAAAACUUCUGUCAGUCACCUGACAUGUCCACUUGGGCAAAGGCCACAUUGUUUGUCCUCUUUAAAAACAUUUUGUAAACAUCAUAGUCUUCUUAGGCACCCACAACCCAGAAUGCUUAUUUAAAAGGCACUUGGUUACGCACAACCCAGAAUGCUUACUUAAAAGGCACUUUUUUUUGGCAUAGCAGAUAGGUUUGGAAGGAGGAAAUGUUUAAUUCAACUUACUCUGAAAGAAAAACCUGUGCCUGUAGGGUCCCAGGUAUAGCUCAUGUAGGAUCAGGGCCAGCUGAGCCUGGAAUGCACAGAGUGAGGCUUACCUUGCAGACCACAGGGGAUUGUAGGCUAAGUUUUUCAAGGCAUCUGCCCACCACUUUGCAGUAGCUGUUUUCUUCCGCACUGGUUGGAGGUAGUUCUCUUUAUGAGGGUCCUUUAUACUCUCUCUCAGAUUUCCACAGGCCCCUCCUUAGAGAGUAGCAUAGGUAGACCAACUGCGUUUUGUUUUUAUAUAAAAGGUUUUUUUUUUUUUUGUAAAUGUAUCAUGGAAUCCAAAGUACUGGCAUUUAAUAUUCACUUGAGCCAUCCCUCAGGCAGGCAACAGUGGUCUUUAUCCCUUUCUGGAGAGGGAAGGGAAGGUUAAUUAGUGUCGCCCUGGAGAUGGUGAAGGAGAGGUUGGGGUAUAGUCUGAGCCUGGCCUUUCCUCGUCCUUCUGCUUACAGAAUAAUGCUGACUAAGCCACUAAGACGUUUCACAUAUAGGGAAUAUUUUCCAUAUUAAAUAAACCCUGAGUUUCAAGAAAGGGUUACUGAGAAUUAAGUAGCACUCAUUUAUAUUAAAGAGAAAACUUUUUUCACGUUUCUGUCUUCAAAUUUAAAUUUACUCUUCAUAUUAGCAGAAUAGAUAGUAUUUAAAAGUAAACCAAAGGACAAGGAAGAGUGAGUCCCUGCCACCAAAGAUGGACAGUAUGACCCUGGAGACCUGGAUGAGCCACUAUUUGUACUGAUGGUCGUGAGGGGUGGGUUAACGGUAAGAGAGCUUUAUAUCUCAUCCAUACACCUGUGGUAUUAUUAUGGGGUCAUAAGCUUGAUUAAAAUCUUUUAUUUAGUUUUAUAUUAUUUGCACUAUUUCAGUUGUAUCAUGUGCAAUUUCUUGACCAAAUCUAUGUGUAAACCCUGGAACGGCCUUGUUUUGUACGUAGUCCCAGCUGCAGAAUUAGUAUCACUUCCUUCAGCGUGGACAGAUUCAUGGCACCAAUGAGGUUUCUAACAUUUGCACUUUUGAAAUGUUUGUUUUUUACGUGAUUGUAUUUAAAACUUCAGUAAAUACUUAAAUAAAACUCUAUUGACCAGUUGCCUGUGUUUACCUGGCUUCAUCUAUCAUAAAGAAAAUUAAUACAGUAACCAUUUUCUCUUCCCCUAUAUAUUACUGAAACAAGUUUUAAAAACGAAAGUUUUGGGCAAAGAACUAAUAUUUAAGUUCCUUUCCCUUGACUGGCGUUUUCACUGUCAUAAGCAGAUAUAGUUCUGCAUUUAGAGCAUGACAGUUACAAUGUGAUCACUGAGAAUCGUUCAGCAUCUGUAAACAUCAGUCACUGCUACAGACAACACGGCUGAAUCGCUUCUGUCCGACGGGGAAUCAAGUGCUGUACUUCCAAAAUGUUCCCUGCCCCCUAAGUGGUGCUAUA
Messenger RNA from Loxodonta africana (African savanna elephant), 6394 nucleotides. Its product is annotated as phospholipase DDHD2. Gene Ontology annotation, cellular component: COPII-coated ER to Golgi transport vesicle; cytoplasm. Gene Ontology annotation, molecular function: metal ion binding; protein binding; triacylglycerol lipase activity. NCBI's taxonomy places the organism in Eukaryota, Metazoa, Chordata, Mammalia, Proboscidea, Elephantidae. Bases 60 to 3338 code for a protein of 1092 amino acids. The record is from RefSeq and is a predicted model, not a curated record. The transcript is spliced from 21 exons.